AUGAUCGCAUUUUUAAUCUUCGAUUUAGAUACAGUCGUUGAAAACUAUGAUACUGAUACUAUUAAAACAUCCAGUACAUCAGACGAUGCUCAUCUUCGGGAUGAAACUGUUCAUAAUGUCAAACAAACAGACAUCGAAAACAGAAGUAUCCCUGUUGGGUCUGUAGAACAAUUAUUGAUCUUGGGAAUUUCUCACGAAACGGAAGGCCGAAAUGAAGAAGCUAUCAAAAGCUACAAACAAGUAGUUCAAAUUGCGGAUGAAACAGAUCGCAAUGACAUCAAAUCAAAAGCUUAUCAACAUUUGGGGAACGUAUUUACUGGACCUUCCGAGUACAAGAAAGCAAUCGAGUAUUAUCAGAAGGCACGUGAAAUAUCUCCAGACCUCGAGGGAAACGAGCUGGAAAUAGAAGCGUAUCAAUGGUUAGCUUACAACCACAUCCGGGCUGGUCAGUAUCAAGAAUCCAGAGAGUACUAUAACGAGGUGGUAAAACUUGCAUCACAGCUUGGAGACAAAAAGAGGAAAAUUAACGCUUACCUGGGGUUAGGAAGUGCAUUUCAUUAUACUGGCGAUUUUGAGUCCUCGCGAAGGUAUUUUUUAAAAGCUCUCACAGUAGCAGAACAACUUCAUGACAAAAUUCUCCAAAAAGAAGCAUAUAGAAACUUGGGAGCUGUUUACUACAAUAACUAUAAGUUUGAUGCAGCUGUCAAAUCGUAUCUAAAAGUUAAAGAAAUUUCUCAUGAUCUUGGUGAAAUAGAAGAAGAAGCCAACGCAUGUCUCAUGCUUGGCGACACCUUUCAAGAAUUGAAGCAACACGAGGAAGCCAUCGAAUCUUACCAAGAAACUUUAAAUAUAUGUGAAGAAUUGGAGGAUAAAGAAAUGCAAAUUGUCGCAAUUCAGAGAUUAGGAACAUUAUAUUUAGUUUGUUGUAAAGAUUGCGAUUACGAAAAUGCAGUAGAAUGGUAUGAAAAAGGUAUAAAAAUCCUUGGAUCACAGCCCAAUGAUCACCUCCUGCAUGUGAAGGCACUUACUGGUUUGGGAGACGAAGAAUUAGAUGAUAAAGUAAUGCAAGCCGUCGCAAUUCAGAGAUUAGGAACAUUAUAUUUAACUUUGGCAUCAAUUUGUUGUAAAGAUGGUGAUUACGAAAAGGCGAUAACAUGGUAUGAAAAUGCAUUGAAUAUUUCUGGAAAAGAGAUCAAUGACAAUCGCCUCCUGCAUGAGAAAGCUCUUACUGGUUUAGGAACUACCUGGUUUCGGCUUGGAGAUACAGGAAAAGCGAUGGAGUCAAUUCAAAAAGCUCAAAAGUUUGUUAAGGAUACCAGAACAAGUAGGCUAAAGUUAUUAUAAAUUGCUUUAUUUUGUCUUUAUUUUGAUUGUAGAUCAAUUUGGAACAUUUCUUCCAUAUGUAGAUUCUUCAAACAUUGAAACUCCGCAAGAGAACAAAAAUUCUACAGAGCAGAAAGCAUCGCCCUCGUCAGCAGUACAAGGUAAAAUCGAUUGCUGCUGUAUUUCAAUAUAACCUUGGUAUUGGUGUUGUUGCACUAUUUUAAUUCCAAAAUAUACAAUAUGAUUGCACAACUGUGACAGUCAGAAAAAUACGUUUAUGGGGUUUCAAUGAGUUGUACGGAUUCUUACUUGAACAAAUAUUCACAAAUUUCGUUUAAUGCAAUGUUAGUUUUAAAAUAUUCCAAUUCUUUCUCUAUAUUCAGAUUCCAAAGAAGUUCACGGUACGCAUGCUCAAGAAAGUCCGCCAGAGCUACAAGCAUCGUCGUCGCAAGAACGAGGUAAAUUAUUACUAGCAUCCGAGAUUACUUUACUAUCCAUAUUGCUAUAUUACAUGCUAGAUUACCUCUCUCCUCCGCAGAGGCUUUAGUUUUCUUAGGAUUUAAUAUUACGAUGAAAUACAUUUCACUACACUUUACAUGGCGGAUCUUGGAACACGAGCGUAGCCGCUGGGCGAAGGAGCGCAGCCAAUUAAAGCCUCUGCGGAGGAGAGAGCUAGAUUACUAUUAAUUGGCGCUUGCCACAGAACACAACAAUUUAAAACAUUCAACAAAAUAAUGAGAACGAUAUACAUUUAUCACGACAGGCAAAACUAUAUAGCAAAAGAACCGAACACACUAUGAUUUUUCAAAUAGCUUAAUGAUUUUUCAAAUAGCUUAAUGAUUUUUCAAACAGCUUAAUGAUUUUUCAAAUAGCUCCGAGUGAUUUAAAUGAAAAGAUAGCUUAGCAAAACUUUCUCACAAAGUGAGUGCUUUUUUCUUCAGUCUGCAAAAUAAAGAUGUUCAUAAAUUCUGGGGCAUAUCGUCACCAAUGGUACACUUAUACCUCGGUCAAUGUAUGUCAAUGGGGUCCAAUAUCAAUAUUUUUAAAAUUAAUAUACCUAGGUGCAAUCGAAGACAAAGAGUUAGAAAAUGUUGUCAUGUUUGAAGAGAAAGAGCCAGAAAUUACAGGUACAAGCUUAAUAAAUUAAAUUAAAAUUCAGGUUUACAAAAAAUAAUUUCUAAUUUUUCAGCAACUGAUUUGAAUCUUUUGAACAACACCGAUUAUAAGAUGUCCAUGUACCAUUAGUAUUCCUUCACUUUUAUCCAUUGUUCAAGGUGUUAAUCACAUAUUAUGAUGAUGAAAUUUUUCAGGCGGUCGUCAGCGGGCAGAAGAAUUGGUGGAAGAAGAAGCGUGCAACCCAAACAGAACAGAAGGAUAUUCUCUGGAAGAGUUGGUUCUUAUGGAAAAAUAUGUCAAAAUUUCACCUUCAUACGUGUACAGUCGCCAAAUAUUACCUAAGGAACCUUUCACUAAGAAAGUCUCCAACAUCAUGACGGAAAAUGUUAAAGCGCUAGCUUAUACAACUUUUUUGGGUAAAAACGAUGAUAAACCUCGAGGAAAUGAUGGAAAAUUUGACAAUAGGGAUCAACAACUUUUCAACUUUGCAAAAAGUAAAGUAUUUAAAAAUGCUUCGACUCAGAAGCCUGCAAAACUAAAUGAAAAUUUAGUUUUAUACAUGAGAUCCAUUGCUCGAAUUGUAUGUGGCGGGGUUCCUUGUGGGACAUGUUUUCUUGUGGCGGAUGCACUGGUGAUAACUAACUAUCAUGUUUACAGGAUGAUUAAAGAUGAACGAACUAAGCUUGGAAAUCCCAACUUGCCCAUCACCGUUCAGUUUGAUUAUCUGGACCCUGAACAAACAGAACAUAUUGUUUGUGUAGAAGUUGAUGAAGAACGGAACACCACACUUGAGAAUCCAUACUUGGAUUACAAACUCUUUCCUUUGAAGCAAAGUCUUAACGGUCGUGUUCUACUAGGUCCGAUGGUCAGAAAUUGGAAAUUACCAAAUGGUUUAGUUGUUAUCCUUGGUCAUCCGGGAACAAAGGAAAUGCGGGAGGAAGUCUGCACUGUUAUCGGCGUUUCCUCUAUUCACGAGACAAUGAGGAAAAGACAUGAAGUGUGCACAGGAGUACACAUGACCAACCUACAGUUACUGCAAGAGAUUGAGUGCCAAUUACCAAAUGUCGAAGAUUGCCUAUCAUACGACACAACUCUUUUCCAUGGUUCAAGUGGUUCUCCUGUUAUUGACAUGAAUGGAAACAUCGUCGCAAUGCACACACAGGGAUACCGUAUGUACGGAGUAGAAGAAAAUAUUUCCAAUCAGCAAAAUUUAAGAAAAUACUCGCUGAUGGAGUUCGGUGUCCAGUUUACUUCAAUAUACAGAGAUAUGCUACAAUGGGGAGAUGAAAUUGUCAAACAAAUUUUUCCAAAUUGCAACGAGCCAAUGGAUGUCAUCUAG
Paramuricea clavata is the source of this 3778-nucleotide messenger RNA. Lineage: Eukaryota; Metazoa; Cnidaria; Anthozoa; Malacalcyonacea; Plexauridae. The record is from the annotation of a GenBank genome assembly.